CCCGGCAUUCUCCCCCGUUUUAAAACUUUGAAAUCCCUUUCGACUAACCCGUUCUCUCGCUGCUAUUUUUUUUUGGCCCUCGGAGGCUACAAGCCAAAGACGCCGCCGCCUCUUCUGCUCUUCCCAUCGUAGCCGAGUCCGAUCUGAAAUUGAGGAGGCCCUAGCUCGAAAUCUCGGCGAUGAUUCUCCGGCCUUACUCCAUGGAUGCUCACACCCUAGCUCAGGAACUCGCCUCUUCCGUUCUCUCAUCAUCGUCCCCUACAGCCAUCGUCUCCGCGAUCUCCGCCGUCGACUCCAUCCUAUGCAAGCUUUCCACCGAUCAGUCUCGUGCAUUCUUUUCCAUCGCUUUCCCGUCCAUCAUCUGCCGUCUCUUCGGCUUCGACGAAUCUCCCACAAACCCGACGCGCUCCACCUCCGCCUCCACCGCCUGGAUUGACCAGGCUCAUAACAAUCCUGACCUAGCUGCUCGGCUUUUCGUGCUGCUCUCCCCCCAGGGCCCUCUCUUCUCGGCGAUCUCCUCUGCGGAUCGUCAUGGCCUUGUAAAGUACGUAUUCCCGGCGGAGAGACUUCCGGAGUGGAUGAGGUACGUGCUGCAGAGCGAGCGCCAUUCGUCGAUCCUUUCCGACCUCUGCCCCCUAUUCAGAGGCAGGGUCAAGGAGGAUCUAAUCCAGGGGACUUUCCAGCUACAGCUGAAUGCUUUCGAGUACUACAUAUUUUGGUUUGCGUACUAUCCCGUGUGUAGGGGGAAUAUUAAUGCUUCGGAUGAUAGUUUGGCAACGAAGAGCCGGCGGAAGUCAAGGUUGGAGAGCUGGACAUCGUCUCUACCAGUCCUUGUCAGCCCCAGCAGGAGGUCUGGUCAGAAGACUGAAGUUAGUUUGUACCUCAGACUUCUUUAUUCCUAUCUGUGUGCCUUUGUGCCCAAGUGUGGUUUGGGCUCUCAGCAGCCAUACCGCAGCUCGCUUCUACAUUAUUCUUCUAGCUGCGACAUUUCUGCAUUUGAGCAGGCUGAGUUCCUCGUCUAUACCUUGAUUCAUUUUUGGCUAGUGGACAACGAUUUUUCACCCUUGCCUUUGAAUGUUUGCCGUUCAUUUGGUAUCUCAUUCCAGCGUCGAGCAUUCAUACUAGAGACACCUCCGACUGCUGGAUUGGGUGAAAUGGUGAAGUUGUUUGUAAAAUACCUUGGUUCUUGCUUGGCCUUUCGUGCUGAAGGAAGUAAUCAGAAGGUUCUAGGGUCGGUUGGUACUUCCCCCAUGAGACCAAUGCUUUCUUUAGAGAACACUGCCUGUUCCUGGAACUUAGUGGUACAGAGGCCCUUGUAUAGGUUUCUCUUGAGGACUUUCCUUUUCUGUCCCAUUGGGGCAUCUAUGAAGAAUGUGGCCCAAGUUUUGUCUAUGUGGGCAACAUAUAUGGUUCCUUGGAGAAUUAAUCCUGAAGAUUUUGAUGAGUAUGAGCCGCCAACAGUACACAAAUUGGAGAGUUCGAAAAAACAUAUGGUUCAGGGGAAAAUCAUUGGAGAGAGUGAAAGAUGCAACGCACUAGCUGUGUACACAUCCCUUUGGGAGGGCUAUGUAGCUUCUAAUUAUCUUUUCUACAGCUCUUUAGUCGUGCAUUUUCUUGGUUUUGCACACAAGUUUCUUCACGCAAAUGUUGAGGCAGUAGUUGACAUGGUGUUGAAGGUUUUAAGCAUUUUGACUUCGUCCAAGGAGCUGAUAGAUCUUCUUCGGAAAGUUGAUACUGCAUAUCAUUCAAAACAAUCCGGUCUUUAUUCACACACUAAUGUGGAUAAAUAUGUUCCAUCCAUUCGGCAACAGCUGAAGGAUUGGGAGGAAGGCCUAUGUGAGAGCGACACAGAUGGAUCAUUCUUACAUGAAAACUGGAACCAAGAUCUCAAACUUUUUAAUGACGGGGAAGAUGGGGCUCUGAAGUUACUUCAGUUCUUUGUCAUUCGAGCGGAGCAUGAGAUACAUUUGAUGUCAUGUGACAACAUGCGAAGCCUUCAAGCCUUGGAUUCAAUCAAAUCCCUAAUGAACAUACUUUUCGAUGGCACCAUUGUCUCCCAUCCCCAUCUACCAAACUCAUUAGAAGAAGCCCCUGCCAUUCCUCAUUUUAGAGAGGAUGUUUUUGCCCCCAAGCAUCCAGGUUUCCGAACUGGUAAAUGGGCUGAUAUCAAAUACAAGGGCGACUGGAUGCACCGACCGAUCUCAGACACAGAAGUCGCAUGGCUUGCAAGGCUCCUGCUCAGAUUUUCCAAUUGGUUAAACCAGUCUCUUGGCUUCGACCGUGUUGCGAACCGCAGCGAGCCUGGCCAACCAACUUAUGUGGAACUGGCAAGUUGUGAUUUGAGCUUUGAAGGUGGAGCCAAGGAGGUUGCAGCCAUGCUUUUGAAUCUAAUUGCUUCUUCGCUUGGGCUGUUUGGUCAUUCAGUGGUUAGUUUCAUGAGAGGGCAUGGAAUGAGGAUAAACCUGCGGAUGUUUUCGUCCAAGAAAUUUUUUGUGUGUUGUAUUAUAUGUGUGAUUGUAUUUACACUGACGAAGGCGUUCAGUAAGGCUGCUGCUGCUGCGUGGUCUUUGGCUGAUGAAGUUGAACUUAGCAGGACUCAUACAUGAAUAAACUUUGCUGCUGGUUUUUGAUUGUAAAUAUCUUUUAUCCAGCCUUGCAUGCGAAAUCAUGCGGGAAUAUAGCUCCAUCUUAAUGUUUUUGAUAGUAAAUGUCUUUUUUUUUUUUUGUUUCUUCGA
Dendrobium catenatum is the source of this 2735-nucleotide messenger RNA. RefSeq lists its product as uncharacterized. The record is from RefSeq and is a predicted model, not a curated record. Lineage: Eukaryota; Viridiplantae; Streptophyta; Magnoliopsida; Asparagales; Orchidaceae. The coding region runs from base 180 to 2606 and encodes 808 amino acids. The transcript is spliced from 4 exons.